GAUUUUGCAUAUUUUGCUUUUUUAAGUUCACAGGGCUGCCCUCUUCCUAGUUUGUUGCCUAGUGCACUUAUGCUCUAGUUUGAUUCGAGCUAUGAGCGGACAAGGCGUAUGCACCCUUUACAAAUGGCCUGAAUGCUGGGGGUUGCCUUCUUUAUCUCCUGCUUGCAUUCAGGCAGAGGCUUACUUGCGCCUCAGUGGAGCAAAUUUCACCGUGGAGGUAUGCAGCACAAGCAGCUCCUCGCCGACAGGGCAACUGCCCGCGCUGGAGCGCGAAGCAUACAUCUCACCUGCGGAGUCCGACGAGUUCGCGUCGGCGGCGUCUGUGAUUGCGUAUGCCAAAAAGCAUGUUCGGGACCUUGACUCACAUCUGUCUUUGGGGCAGCGCGCCGACCUACUUGCCUUCACCACCUUGGUUGAGAGCAGGCUCAACGUCGCCACCACGCUGACCACCUGGUGUGAGGCGCGCGGCUUUGCGGAGAUCAAGAAGGCUGCGUACGGCGGCAAGCUGCCCUUCCCGCUGAGCCAGCUCAUACCCUGGAGCAAGCAGCGGGAGGUUCGCAAGCGGCUGGAGCAGCAUGCGGACAUGGAGCAGGUCUACUCUGCCGCCGUGGAGGUCCUGGACGCGCUGUCGGACCGGCUGCGCUCCUGCAGCAGCACCUUCUUCUUCGGCGAGCAGCCCACCAGCCUGGACGCGCUGCUGGCGGGCCACCUGCUCUACUACCGCAGCUCGCCCGCGGUGGCGCCCGUGCUGCAGGAGAAGGUCCAGUCCCAGCCGGCUCUGUGCGACUACCUGGACCGCCUGACGGGGCGCUACUUUGCAAUGCCGGCGGUGCCUCGGGCGGCGCUGGACGGGGGGGCGGGGGCGCCCAGCUGGUCGGAUGCGGCCAAGGGCCAGAAGAAGCCCUCCACGCCCAAGGUGGAGCCCAGCCCCGCCGAGCUGCAGUUCCGGCGCCACAGCACCUACUGGCUGGUGGGCGCGGGGGCGGCGGUGCUCAGCUACCUGCUCAUGAGCGGGCGAUACAUCCAGUUUGCGACAAUCAUGGAGCGAGCGGGGGAGGACGAUGACGGAGACGAUGAGGACGACGAGGACGAUGAGGGCGAUGAUGAGUGAUCGGCUUUGGGAGGAAGUGUGGAGUGUUAAGGAUGAUGCACUGGUGUUGUGCGGAGGGCGCUGCAAGCGCAGAGGACGAAGGGUGCGCAGGCGUGCAAGCGUGUAACGGCACACAUCGGGCUCGACGUCAUACGGCCCAAUGGGGCGUCCAUAAAGACCGGCAGCAAAGGCCAAUCUUGUAAAG
Molecule: messenger RNA, 1295 nt
Organism: Astrephomene gubernaculifera
Lineage: Eukaryota; Viridiplantae; Chlorophyta; Chlorophyceae; Chlamydomonadales; Astrephomenaceae
Source: the annotation of a GenBank genome assembly